Chenopodium quinoa (quinoa) is the source of this 2329-nucleotide messenger RNA. Its product is annotated as cysteine-rich repeat secretory protein 38-like. The transcript has a single exon. Lineage: Eukaryota; Viridiplantae; Streptophyta; Magnoliopsida; Caryophyllales; Amaranthaceae. The record is from RefSeq and is a predicted model, not a curated record. The coding region runs from base 720 to 1463 and encodes 247 amino acids.
CACUUUUAGGCACUGAUGAGAUUGAUGCACUAUGCUAUAUGAAUUGGAACAUUGACACUAGUUUGAUAAUGUACUACUGUACUGGUAGAUAUCUUCAUAAUUAUCGUGUUUUUAUUUAUGAUUUUUGAUUAAUUAGUAUUAUUUUAUUUAUUAGUAUCGAUCUUCAUAUGUUUACGCACACAUGUGACACAUCCAGUAUAGUAUAUAGGUUUAGUAGAUAGUUUAGGAAAUGAGUAGUAUAAUCCCCAAAUAAGGUGGAGACCUAUAUGAUAAGUUGAAAACUUUAAUUUUUAGAGUUUCAUCAGAUUUGGAACUAAUAAAAUCACAUAUUAGUUUCUAAAAAAAGAUUAUGACCACUUUUGAGGAGCAAUUCCUACGGAAAAGUUGAAAUACCCAAUAAUGAGCUAAUACUAAGUCAAAAAUGGCCUUAGAAGCUUAAGACUACGUAAAACCACCUAUAAUAGUCUAGUCAAAUGCCAAGAAAUACGGCGUUUUGUAGUAAAAUAUUUAGAAACUUUACCAUUUUUAAACGCAACACAUAUUUCUUCUGACCUUUUCUAAAUAAUAAUUACAAUAAAAAAAAAUAACAAACAAAAUUAAAUGUACAUGUUCAAAAGUCAAAAGGGAAUGCACCUAUAUAUUGUUAAGUUCGAUUACAUACAACCUCAACAAUCUAUAACCCAUAUUUCUCAAUAUUUCAUUAAUUACAUUGUUCAACUAUGUCUUACAUUCAUAUUAUUUCCUCUCUCUUUUUAUUACCAUUUACUUUCCUAAUCUAUAAUACUAAUACAGUUGUAGCGGUUGAUCCACUCUACCAUAUAUGUUCAUCUACCGCCGGAAACUUCACUCCUAAUUCCGUCGAAGAGAAAAACGUUAAUACAUUAAUGGGGCUUCUACCGAAAAAUCUUUCUCCUUGGGGCUUUUCGCGUGCCAUGACUCGUACAUACCCGUCUAUGUUCUUUGGAAUCGCUCAGUGCAGGGGGGACGUAAACUCCCUAGAGUGUAACAAAUGUGUUGUUAAUGCUAGUGUUGAAAUUCGUAAGAGUUGCCCUUAUAACAAAGGCGCUGUUAUAUGGUAUGACAAUUGUAUGUUGAAAUAUUUGGACCGAAGUUUCUUUGGCCAAAUCGAUAACAAAAAUAAAUUUUAUUUGUUGAACGUUGCUAAUGUAAGUAAUGAUCCUAUUUUGUUUAACACAAAAGUUAAGGGAUUAUUGAGUAAGUUAGCGAUCCAGGGUGCUACCACUAGGAAACUUUACGCAAUUGGUGAAACAAAGCUUGAUACGUUUACAAAUUUGUAUGGGUUAGCUCAGUGCAACCAGGAUCUGUCGAACAAAGUUUGCAAGAUGUGCUUGGAUCAAGCAAUAAGUGAGCUACCAAAUUGUUGCGAUGGAAAACGCGGUGGGAGGGUCGUUAGUGGGAGUUGUAACGUGAGAUAUGAGAUAUACCCCUUUAUUAAUUCUUAGGAUGAUUGUAUGACAAACUCUAUUAUGCACCUGUGUAUAUUUAGAGUUGAGAUUGAUCGCGCCAGAACGUUUAUCUGUACUCAUUUGUUCAUUUUUGCUCAUUGGUAGAGUUUUAAAUGACCAAAUAAGGAUUGGGUUAUUCUUUAGGACCAUAGAUGUGAAUGUGUAGAGGAUCAAAAUAAUUAGUUGGGUUAAUCGUUUGAAUUGUUUGGCUUUGUUUUAUUUGCAAGUUAAAUUGGCAUUGGAUAUAUUUUUAGGGUUAAUUAGCACUAUGGGCAUUUUUAUGGGCUUAAGGGUAUAUUAGGAGUGGUAUAAGGGGGAUAUUGUACAACUUUAUUAUUCAUUGAAGAUUAAGAUUAUACAAUCGAGUUUGUUUUUCGUUUUAGUAAUUUUACGAAAAUUUUAUAUAGUGAUCAAUUGAAAUAUGACUACCGUAAUAUUUUAGUGAUUAUUCAGUUCAUAAUUAACUUAUUUUUCUUCGAGUAAUAAUGUAUGUUUCUUUAUUUUAAUACUUUACGUAUCUUAAUAUUAAGACUACAAUUUUGUGGAAAUGCUGAUAAAGAGAAAAUUAAUCAUUUAAUUAAUUAUUAUUGAUCAAGGGUUACUAAGGUUAGAAAGUAAACUUAGUGAGAUGAAAUAAAAAAUAUACAAUCGCAAAUUAGGAUAUAAACAUUUUUGUAUAUUAAAAUCUAAUAGCAGUUAAACAUUUUCAUUAGGAAAAUUUAAAAAUAACCACCCAAAAAACAGACCAUUUUAAAUUUAACCACCAAAAAAAAAAUUAUUUAUAUUUAACCACCCCUUACAUUAAUUAAUCAUACAGAUGACCACCCAAAUCUAUUUUCCGGUGGAAUUUCCGUCACUGGGCC